GGUGUUUUCAUCUGCUAAUGUUUUUUUGGUUGCUCCAUAGGAGAUUUAUGGAAGGCUUUCAUCACUUGAAACUUGCUUUCGAAAGGAGGACAUUAGAGACUCGUAGGAGGAAGUGCUUGCAGGAUAACCACUGGCAAUGCCACUGUGGUAGACGUGGACUAAAAAACGCUGCACAUUUUUCAUACUCCAAUCACAGUCACAAAAUGCGAUUGACAUUCACUUCUCAUCUCAAUCUCAGAACACCAUGUAGAGAGGGCAAGUUGGAGGAGGCGCUGCGCAUUCUGCUUACUACACACAAUCCUCCCGAAGACCAUUCUACCUGUCUUCAGUUGUUGGAAACCUGUUGUUUCAAGAACUCGCUUUUACAAGGAAAAAAUGUCCACUCUUUCAUCUGCAUUUGCUACAUGCAAAACUUUUAAUAAUAAUCUUAUUUACAUGUAUGUAAAAUGCGGAAAUUUGGUUGAUGCUCGCAAAGUGUUUGACCAUAUGAAAGAACGAGACAGUUUCUCAUGGAAUACGAUUAUUGCAGCGUACAGAAGACGUGGGUAUCCUCAAGAGGCGGUCACACUGUUUCACCAUAUGCAACAAACAGUCGUCCGACCUGAUCGGUUUACAUUUGCCAGCGUACUUCCAGCCUGUGCCAAAAUGGGAGCUUUGGAACAGGGUAUGAGCAUCCAUAAAAUCAUAAAGGAUAGAAGAAUUUUGUCAGAGGUCGUAGUUGCAACUGCCCUGGUAGACAUGUAUGCAAAAUGUGGAAGCAUAGACAAGGCAGCUGAACUGUUUGAUACAAUGCUUCAAAGAAAUGUGGUCACAUGGAAUGCCAUGAUAGCAGGAUAUGCACAAAAUGGAUUUGUUGAAAAGGCUUUAGAAACUUUCAAGCAAAUGAAUCUGGCAGGUGUAAAGCCAGACUUGACAUCCUUUAUCAGCAUCCUCCCUGUAUGUGCCAAAAUGGGAGCUUUGGAACAGGGGAUGGACAUUCAUCAAAGCAUGAAAGAUGGAGGAAUUUUGUCAAAUAUUGUAGCUGCGACUGCCUUGGUAGACAUGUAUGCCAAAUGUGGAAGCAUAGACAAGGCACGUGAACUGUUCGACAGAAUGCCUCAAAAAGAUGUGUUUAUGUGGACUGCAAUGAUUGCAGGGUACACACAGAAUGGAUAUGCUGAAAAGGCUUUAGAAACUUUCAAGGAAAUGCAAUCGGCAGGCAUAAAGCCAAAUUCAACAACCUUUGCCAGCGUCCUCCCUGCCUGUGCCACAAUGGGAGCUUUAGAACAGGGUAUAGACAUCCAUCAAAGCAUAAUGGAAGGGGGAUUUUUGUCACAUAUUAUAGUUGGAAAUGCUCUGGUGGACAUGUAUGCCAAAUGUGGAAGCGUAGGCAAUGCACGUGAACUGUUUGACAGAAUGCUUGAAAGAGAUGUCAUCACAUGGACUGCAAUGAUAGCAGGAUACGCACAAAAUGGAUUUGUUGAAAAGGCUUUAGAAACUUUCAAGCAAAUGCAAUUGGCAGGCGUAAAGCCAAAUUCCGCAACGUUUGCUUGUGUUCUAUGCGCGUGCAGCCAUGCAGGUUUAGUGGAUGAGGGCUGUACAUACUUCAAUCACAUGAGUAACCCUUAUUGCAUUACACCUACAGUUGAUCAUUAUGCGUGCAUGGUUGACCUUCUUGGGCGUGCUGGCUAUCUUGAAGACACCCUAAACUUUAUCAUCAAGAUGCCAGUUAAACCUAUGGUGGUUGUGUGGAUAUGUUUUCUUGGUGCGUGUAGAUCACAUAUGAAUAUAGGCUUAGCAGUAUUCACAGCGACACUGCUUUUUGAUCUGGAUCCUAAAAAUGAUGCAACUUAUGUUCUUCUCUCGAACAUUUAUGCAGAGGCGGGCUGGUGGAAUGAGGUUCAAAUGGUGAGGAGAUUGAUGAGAGAUAGAGGAAUUAAAAAGAUCCCUGGAUGUAGUUGGACUUACUUGAAGGGGCCAGGAGGAAGAGUUGCAUGUGAAAAUGCAAAUUUGUCCCCCUCCAACUACCAUCAUAAAAUGCCAUUGCCAUCCACUACUCAUCUCAAUCUCACACCAUUAUGUAGAGACAGCCAGUUGAAGGAUGCACUGCACAUUCUGUUUACUACACACAACCCGCCUGAACACUACUCUACCUAUUUUCAAUUAUUGCAGACCUGUUUACUCGACAAUGCGCUUUCACAAGGGAAAAAAAUCCACUCUUUCAUCGCUCAAAGAAGAUUUGCAUUUGCUACAGGAAAAACUGUACAUAAUAAGCUUAUUUACAUGUAUGUCAAGUGCGGAAGUUUGGUGGAAGCCCGUAAAGUGUUUGAUCACAUGAAAGAACGAGACUGCUUCUCAUGGAACACGAUUAUUGCUGCUUACAGAAGACAUAGGUGUCCUCACGAGGCAGUCACACUGUUUCACCAUAUGCAACAAGCAGGUCUCCAACCGGAUCGGUUUACAUUCGCCAGUGUACUUCCAGCCUGUGCCAAAAUUGGAGCUCUGGAACAGGGUAUGGAUAUCCAUAGAAGUAUAAAGGAUAGAGGAAUUUUAUCAGAUGUUGUAGUUGCAACUGCCCUGGUAGACAUGUAUGCAAAAUGUGGAAGCAUAGACAAGGCACGUGAAGUGUUUGAUAGGAUAUCUCAAAAAAAUGUGGUUUCAUGGAAUGCCAUGAUUGCAGGAUAUGCACAAAAUGGAUUUUUCGAAAUGGCUUUAAAAGUUUUCAAGCAAAUGCAACUGGCAGGUGUAAAGCCAGAUUUGACAACCUUUGCCAGCAUCCUACCUGCCUGUGCCAAAUUGGGAGCUUUGGAACUGGGAAUGGACAUCCAUCAGAGCAUAAAGAAUAAGGGAAUUUUGUCAGAUAUUGUAGUUACGACUGCCCUGGUAGACAUGUAUGCAAAAUGUGGAAGCAUAGACAGGGCACGUGAACUGUUUGACACAAUGCCUCAAAAAGAUGCAUUCUUGUGGACUGCAAUGAUUGCAGCAUAUGAACAAAAUGGAUUGGUUGAAAAGGCAUUAGAAACUUUCAAGCAAAUGCAAUUGGCUGGUGUAAAGCCAGACUCCACAACCUUUGCUAGCAUCCUCCCUGCCUGUGCCAAAAUGGGAGCUUUGAAACAGGGUAUAGACAUUCAUCAGAGCAUUAAGGAUAGAGGAAUUUUGUCCGAUAUUGUAGUUGCAACUUCCCUGGUAGACAUGUAUGCAAAAUGUGGAAGCAUAGACAUGGCACGUGAACUAUUUGACGGAAUGCCUCAAAGAAAUGUGCACUCGUGGACUGCAAUGAUCGGAGGAUAUGCACAAAAUGGGUUUGUUGAAAAGGCUUUAGAAACAUUCAAGCAAAUGCAAUUGGCAGGUGUAAAGCCAAAUUCCGCAACCUUUGCCAGCGUCCUCCCUGCCUGUGCCAAAAUGGGAGCUUUAGAACAGGGUAUGGACAUUCAUCAAAGCAUAAUGGAAGGGGGAUUUUUUACAGAUAUUAUAGUUGGAAAUGCUCUGAUAGACAUGUAUGCAAAAUGUGGAAGCAUAGACAAAGCACAUGAGCUGUUUGACAGAAUGCCCCAAAGAGAUGUUAUCUCGUGGACUGCAAUGAUUGCAGGAUAUGCACAAAAUGGUUUUGUUGAAGAGGCUUUACAAACUUUCAUGCAAAUGCAAUCGGCAUGUGUAAAGCCAAAUUCCACAACCUUUGCUUGUGUUCUAUGUGCAUGCAGCUAUGCAGGUUUAGUGGAUGAGGGCUGUACAUACUUCAAUCACAUGAGUAAACCUUAUUGCAUUACACCUACAAUUGAUCAUUAUGUGUGUAUGGUUGACCUUCUUGGCCGUGCUGGUUAUCUUGAAGACACCCUAAACUUUAUCAUUAAGAUGCCAGUUAAACCUGUGGUGAUUGUGUGGAUAUGCUUUCUGGGUGCCUGUAGAUCACAUAUGAAUAUAGGUUUAGGAGUAUUUACAGCAACUCUACUUUUUGAUUUGGAUCCCAAAAAUGCUUCGGCAUAUGUUCUUCUAUCAAACAUCUAUGCAGAAGUGGGCAGGUGGUGCGAGGUUCAAAUGGUCAGAAGAUUGAUGGAAGAUAGAGGAAUCAAAAAGAUCCCUGGGUGUAGUUGGAUUGAACACCAAAAAAUGGUACAUGUUUUUUGUGUAGGAGACAGAUCACAUCCACAGGCACAGGAGAUCUAUGCAAAGUUGGAGAAACUGGCUUGGGAGAUGAAGAUGGUGGGGUAUUUUUCAGAUUCAAGACGUUUACUUAAUGAUGUGGAAGAUGAGGAAAGAGAAUUAUUUCUCUGUCACCAUAGUGAAAAGCUGGCAAUUGUGUUUGGUUUGUUAAACACACCCCCUGGAACAACAAUUAGAGUUGUUAAGAACCUUCGGGUAUGUACUGAUUGCCACACUGCAACGAAAUUUAUUUCAAAGAUUGUUGCAAGAGAAAUUGUUGUGAGGGAUGCAAACCGUUUCCAUCAUUUUAAACAGGGUGAAUGUUCUUGUGGAGAUUAUUGGUGAUGCUAAAUGAAAAAUAAUGUCAAACCAAGAUUUUAUUUUCGUCCUCUAGAAAGUUUUUUGUUUUCUUUGUUUUUAGAUUUGGCAAUUUAGAUCAUGUUGUUUGGCUUCAUAAAAUUAUAUGCGUAGAGAGCCAUGCAGACCACUGCUUAUAUACACUGUUGAGGUAUCUGUAAAAGCUCUAUGCUAUGGACUUUUCAUUGAAUAGUUUCCACAAAACCUGCAUAUGUAAGAAAUGAAAAGCUGGAGGAGGUGGAGAAAGGCUAGAAUUCUAGAAAACAAAGAUGAGGAACACUUAAAAUAAAUGAAAAAGUGCUUGAGCAAUAGGAAAUCAGAAAGUAGUGAUCACAGUUAUCGUUGCCAUUUUCUAUAGUUCUUUUGUUUGGACAAAUUGUAUUAUCUUUUACCUAUGUUAAGGUGAU
Messenger RNA from Cryptomeria japonica (Japanese cedar), 4883 nucleotides. Its product is annotated as pentatricopeptide repeat-containing protein At4g30700-like. The record is from RefSeq and is a predicted model, not a curated record. NCBI's taxonomy places the organism in Eukaryota, Viridiplantae, Streptophyta, Pinopsida, Cupressales, Cupressaceae. Gene Ontology annotation, biological process: RNA modification. Gene Ontology annotation, cellular component: intracellular membrane-bounded organelle. The transcript is spliced from 3 exons. The coding region runs from base 376 to 4464 and encodes 1362 amino acids. Gene Ontology annotation, molecular function: zinc ion binding; protein binding; RNA binding.